GUAAACGCUGCACGUGUGUGUAAACGCGAGGGGCCCGCUGCUGUGCACACAUCUGUCAUACACACCGGCUGCUCUGAGCUUUUAAAUCUCCCACCCUUGAAGCUCCUUCCACAGGUGUCUCGGGUUCAAAAUCGUUUGCAAGAAUAUUUUCAAAUAUCAUAAAAAAAGUUUUUCUGAAUUUGUUGUUUUUUGGGCCAAAUGGCUGACGGCCAAAGAAUCAUACACAGACGUUUGUCCCGAGAUUACAGUGAUUCUUCAGAUGACUCGGAUGACAAUUCGUCCCAGAAAACGACCAAAAAUGCCCCUGCGACCGCUCAUCCAGUGACAAAUGCCAAUCAAGUGACCGAUACUAAAGUCCCGGAAAAGAAUGGAUUAGUGCUGAAGCCGUCGCUCAGUUUGGAACCUUAUGACGUCGCUUUUAAGGUGAUGCUUGUGGGCGAUUCUGGAGUUGGAAAGACUUGUCUUCUGGUGAGGUAUAAAGAUGGAGCUUUUUUGUCGGGAGUUUUUAUAUCAACAGUAGGAAUCGAUUACAGGAACAAGGUUGUGAACGUGGAUGAUACAAAAGUGAAACUACAGAUAUGGGAUACAGCCGGGCAGGAGAGAUUCCGAAGCGUGACACAUGCGUAUUACAGAGAUGCUCAUGCUCUCCUCCUUUUGUACGAUGUUACUAACAAAACGAGUUUUGACAACACUAGGGCCUGGCUUGGCGAGAUUAAUGAAUACGCACAAGACGACGUAGUGAUCAUGUUGAUCGGAAACAAAGCCGAUGCAUCUGGCUCCGAUCGAGUGGUGCAGUAUGAAGACGGUGAGAGGCUUGCGAAGGAAUAUGGAGUGACUUUCAUGGAGACAAGUGCCAAAACUGGUACCAACGUGGAACUUGCAUUUAUGGCUGUUGCAAGGGAACUGAAGUACCGCCAAAGCUGCCAAGCGGACCAGGAUUCCAAGUUCAACGUCAAAGAGUAUGUUCGUCAAGAGAGUACGAAAAGCAGAUCUUCUGGGACUUGCUGCGGAUAGAACCAUCACGAAGCCUCGUCUCCAUGGUAACCGAAAAUAUUCCCGCGCCUAGCAGCGUGCAUAUGUCAACUCAACUCGAAUGGGAAAUAGGUUGGCGAGGAACAAAAAAAAAAAUAAAAUAACAGAAGCAUUUUGUUCUUUGCCUCGAUUUUGAUCGUUAUGUUACGCAAUUCUUGGCUCUUUAUUUUUUAUUCUUUCUCAGUUGUUAUAUUUCUUGGAUGUCUUAUUAUUUAUCAUCGUAGAAGAUAAUUGUUCCAUCUGUGUUACUGUGUAUCGUUUAUCAUGGCUGGUUCAGGUAACGAUAUUCGUGUUUCAGUGUUCUAAGUGAAGCAAAAUCUGACGCACCUUUAAAAAAAUAUAUUACCUCACACUAUUAAUUUUCCCUAACUUUUCUAAAAAAACAAAAAUGGGAAACAAAUGUUUCUCUCCGUUUAGUUUUAUGAUAGUAAUGGAAAAUGAGAAGCAGUUACAAAUGUUUGCUAAAAUGAAAUUACAAACAGUUAACAACUGAUUAUUAUUGAUAAUUCAUAACCACAUUAUCUCUUAUUUUUUCUUGAUAUAUUUCAAUUAUUUUUAUGUUUUUAUAAUCCAAUUACUUUUACUUAUCUAAUAUAUUGUUAACUUAUGGUUUCCAAAUUUAUAAGUGUAUCGAUUAGUAAAGGAUUUUUAAAAGAAUCAUUUAUCUAUUUUUAAUAUAUUGUCACUCGAUUGUCCAAACAUGAAGUACAAAAUCACUCAUAUUCCCAUUUAACUUUUUGAAUUCAGUUUUGAAAGGCAUAUAAAAAAUAAAGAUAUGGACUUUAAAAUGAUUAAUAUAUUAAUGCAAUAAAUAUUAUGUAAAAUUUUCCUUACUUGAUUUAUCUGAAGAUAGAGGCAGCAUAUAACUCACUUUCAAAAGGUACAUUUCACAUGUUGUCAAAUUUUGACAAUUAUUAGGAAUUUUAGUGUCAGAAAAUGCUUCACGAAUCUUAUAUAAUGAUUAAAUGUUUUCUGUAAAUUUUGAUUUGAAGAUCAGGAAAAAAAUAUUAUUUGGUUUUUUUUAUGUUGAAUCUAAAUGCGAUAUAGGAAUGUUUGUUUUAAAAGCAGUAUACCAUCUGAAAUGUCACUCUUUUUAUAGCAAGUGGAAAAUAUUUUUUUAAAACCAAAUCUAAAAAAUACAUAUAAUGGGUAAAACUGUAAAUUAUUGCAAAAUACAGCUCAUGAUAAAGCAAUAUCAAUAAAUUAAUGAUUGUUUAGAAAUCAAGUAUGUGUAUAUCAUUGUUGAUAUAAGCUUUUUUUUUCUAUAUUUUCUUAGUUUAUUGUUUUAGAUGUAAGUAAUUAUCUAUUUAUGCAAAGAUCGAAAAAUAUUUUUUAAAUGGCGUGCUAAUAUUUUGUUACGUCUAACCCCUUGUGUUUUGGUUUUUUCUUAUAAUGGAUAUUGAUGCUGUACCAUUUAAAAGUGAGUUAUUUGCAUUAGAGAAAUUUUUCCACAAAUGUUGACCACAAAUGUGAUAUUUCUUUUGUGAAAAUUAUAGCCUGAAAUAAGUUAAAUUAUUACUAUAAAAGUGCUUGAUUCUUUUAAUUAUUCCUUGGUUACUGAAAUGAUGUAUAAUCUAUUUUACACAAAAAAAAGGUCACGAUUUAAAAAAGAAUUCCAAAAAUUUUCACAAAAUUCCCUCCCUUGAAAUCUUUUAACAAUUGUUAAUAAAAACAAAUAAGAAUAUUACUUGAACAUUUCAUUAAAAUCUGCUAAAUGUUGUUUUGAAUGGAAUUAUUUUCUUUAUUAUUAAAAAAAUCAUUUCUUUUCAUAUCUAUGGGAAUUAAAUGUUACGUUUAGCCAGAAACAGCAAUUUUUUUUUCUCGCCCCAAAAAAGUCCCGAGAGGAGGUUAUUUAAAACAUUUUGUUAAGGUUAAUUAAAAUAUGGAUCUUGAUCAUAAACAGGAUCGCGUAAUAGCUACAAAAAAGGUCUAAUAAUUUUUUAAUCUUUUUUGUAUUAAAUUAUAUGUUUAAUAAUCAUUUAUUAGUGUUUUCAUUUCUAAGUAUAGGUUUCCAACUGAGUAAUAUUUUCGUGUGUGGCUUCCACUAAAAUUACAUAUUGAUGUUGUGGAAAAAAAUAAUCAAAAAGUAUAGGGGAGAGUAGAAUAAGAAGAGGUUCUAAAUACUUGUAGAUUUAUAAAAUCAACAAAUAUUUUGGAAAUUUUUAAAAGAUAUUAUCAUAGGUUAUUGUGCAUUUAGACUAUUUAUGAAAAUAUAUAAACAGACUUAUUUUCUAUUUUUAAUUUAUUUUUAAAAAUAUUCUUUUAUUUAAAUUAUUAUUUUCAUUUUUUGGUUGGGGAAGAAUAAAUUUUUGUUUAUAUUUAUAGUAAAAAAAUUCAGAUUUUCAGUUAUUAUGACUAUUUUAUUUUCUUGAGUUAGUGUUACUACCUUUUUUUCAAUUAUUAAAAAUUUGAAAAAAAAAAUCCAGCAAAAAUGCAUCCUAUUUCGUUUGUAUUAGCAGAUUCAAUUGCAUUUUUCAUCGAUUCUGGAACCUGGGCUCCUCGAUCAAUCGCCUUUUUUAUGUCCGAAACAACUCUCUUAAUCUGCUAAGGAAACAAAAAUAUACAAUUUGGCUAGAAUGGCAAAAAUUGAUUUCUACCCCAUUAAAUAUCAUAAGAAAAAUAUGUAAAUUAAUAUCUAAAGAUCUCUCUGUUUUUGUUGAUCAAGGUUAAUAUGUAUGACCAUUUGAAAUACGUUUAAAUAUUUUUAAUGGAUAUUAAAUAUUUAUAUUUUCAAAAUUAUUACACAAUAUAAUCAGUGACACAUUCCAAUUUUUCUACUUUCAGUUACAAAAGUUCCAUGUUUGAACACGACAAACAUAGAAUUUUCAAUCAAAUUCCCUUUACAUGUUUUGAAGUUUUACGCUAUCAGUGAUACUUAAUUCAGCAUCGAUGCGUUCUUUACAUCCAUUGAUUGUUUUCGGAUUUAUAAACAAGAUUUUUGGUGUAAUUUCAUAAAAAGAAGUCACACGAGAUAAGAUCCAGAGAUCGUGGUGGCCAUGUGACGAAGAGUAAAUCAGUGUCACUUGUACGCCUAAUCCAGUUUUUCAAGUUCCUUAUUUAAAUAGGCUAUAAACAUCCAAAGCCCAGUGUGGCCCUAUCUUGUUGAAAGAUAAAAUCUGUAUUAUCCUAAGGUAGUUGUGGAAAUAACUGUAUUUCUAAUAAGUUCAGAUAAUUAUCUCUUAUUCAGCGAUGUUACAAAUAAAAUUUAGUGCGUUUUUUCUUGAUUUUCCAAUUGUCUUUGGCGACCAGUUGGUUCAUCGAAAAUAUUGGUUAUGUUUCAUUUCAGUUAAAUUUUUUUAAUGAAAUUCCAUGACCAUGAUUUCAUCAAAUUGCCAGACAUUAAAGCAGUGUAAUUUUAUAAGUCUUGCAUAUGUUCUGUUUAUUGUACAUAUGAACUUUUCUACUAGAGACUACCAGUUCCAUGACAUCAGAGCGCUAUUGUAUCCGGUUCAUCUAUCUGCUAAAUUUAGUGGUAUUAUAACGUCACUUUUUUAUUUAUCCUGUAAACUAUAUGGAUAUUAAACAGGAUCCAUCUUUAAUUUUUGACAAUGGAAAGAAAAUACUGAAAAUCAAAUAUUUGACGAAACAAUGAAAACGAUUUUGAUUUCAUUCACAAAAUUGAAAAUAUUGUUGCGAAAUGUAUUUAAAAAUAUUCUUAAAAGCUAAUUAAAUCCAGGCUAAAAACUUUUACAAUUAACUUAUAAUUGAAAAAAAUAAUUUUGGGAGCUUUAAAACAGUAUGAAAUCCUUUUUGAGCGAGAAUAUUUUUUUUUUUAAUUAUCGCGAAAAUAUAUCAACAUUUAGCUAAUUUUUUAAUAAAAAUCCUAAUUAAAAUUUCAAAUAAAUCACACCAAGGUGCACAAUAUAACCCUCUAAAGUGUAUAUGAACCAAAUUGGCUAGCUCUAGGUCAAUUAUCUAUGUGUAGAGCGCCAACACAUAGAUAUCCAUCUUUAUUAUAAGUAGAAACAUUGUUUAUAUUAUGUGUAAUAGUUUUGAAAAUUUAAAUCUUUAAAAACCAAUCAUUCAUUUAUCCCUAUUAGCACGAGACAUUGUACGAUAUCUCCAUAAAGUUGAUCGAUAUUCUGAAUGGUGAACGAUAUCGGAAAAGCAUCACUGCAGUAUUGUUAGGCUUUUCUUGUUAAUAGGGACGCUACUUCUAUACAUUUGAAGUUUUAAGUUUGUAAAUCAGUUGCACUUGCUUUCCAUCAGUGCUAAUAAUCUAGAUACGUAAAUAAAUUAUUCAAGAAAACCAAACCACUUCUUUGAGAAACUUCUGCACAAGAUUCUAUCAAAAUAGUAGCUGCUUACGCAAAAAUCUCUUCUCUGCCUCUGCCAACGUUGUCGGGCACGGUUGCUUCUUGUUAGGUGAACCAAUAGCUCAACUACCUCAUCUUGUUACACUCUCUUCUAUAGCGAAAAUUUUUCCACCUGAAAAAGGUCGUAAAUGAAAAAAAUUAAGAUCCCUUAAUUUAAAUAAUAUUCCUUUGCAUAAGAAAUUUGUUAAAAUAUGUUCUUAAAUCUUUUUUGUGUGUUCUUGUUUUGUUUUUUAAUCAAUGGCUUUUGUUUUCCUUGUCGUUCUUUUUUAACAACUGUUCCGGCAGAAUAAAAAUAUUGAGAAAAUGAGAAUGAAAAAAUAAUUUUAGAAGCUUUAGGAAAUAUUUUAAACCUUAAAUGAAAAGUAUUAUUAAUGAUUAAAUAUCACAAUUUUAAUUUUAUUAAGAUUGCGGAUAAAACUAAAUCAAAACUGCGUCUAUCUGCGAAUUUCAUUUUCUC
This is a messenger RNA of Argiope bruennichi, 5805 nucleotides long. RefSeq names its product ras-related protein Rab-37-like. Lineage: Eukaryota; Metazoa; Arthropoda; Arachnida; Araneae; Araneidae. Gene Ontology annotation, molecular function: GTP binding; GTPase activity. The transcript is spliced from 8 exons. The record is from RefSeq and is a predicted model, not a curated record. The coding region runs from base 199 to 1014 and encodes 271 amino acids. Gene Ontology annotation, cellular component: endosome; Golgi apparatus.